CUAAAUACAGCACAUAAAACGAAGCUCUAUUGAACGCCCUUGCUUCUUCUUGCUAUCUUGGUGUCCCUUGCAGUCCCCGGCCGCAUGUUAACCGUGUAGGCAGCUAACAAACAAUGCAUACGAUGAAUAUUAAAUUCAACUGAAUGAACUACAAAUGGCCCGACAGAAAAGUAAAGCUGCAAAGAUCAAGCAUGGCCUACACGCUGCGAACAACAACCUCUCGGCGCUGUUUGAUGCCAACGCCGUGGAGGACCUCGAGGGCUCGCAACUGAAGCAACUGCCGGGCGCCCUCUACAUUGUCGCCGACCCCACCUCCUCCUCCAUUGAAGUCCAUGCUUACGGCUCCAUGGAUGACCCUAUGCUCGUGCCGAGCAUCACGCACCUGGUGAAGUGCGCGUACGCAGUACACCAGCUCCGCCAGCCCCCACCCAACAUUACCAUCGUCAAGGCCAAGGCGACUGGCACCACCGCAGGGCCAGCACCCAAGCCAGAGUCCUACCUGGUGAGGGAGACGCUGCGCUUUGUGUACCAGAACGCCGUGCUGCCAGGCCUUCGGGAACUGUACGAUACAGGAUUCACAGUGCACAUGUGCAACGGGGGCAAGUGGAGCAAGGAUGACGGCGUGUCAGCAGGGAAAAUUGCAAGCUGGAUUCCUGCAGACGGGGGGUCCUGCACAUGUGAUGGCAGCACGUGCAUGGACGCGCGGGUGAAGUUAGGGUUUCCUAACGUGCUGCUGGUGGACUACAUGAAGCACGAACUUCGGAAGGAGGAGGCAAAGAAGGCUAUCAGCUGGGGGGUGCGGCGGAGUACGUUCGUUGCUCAGAAGGUGGCCGAGUUGGAGGCGGAAUGGAAGGAGGAGCGUGCCGACCACAAGGCAUCUCAGGCGCGAUCUGGGGCCGCUGCGGCCCGGGUCCAGCAAUCAGCGGAGUCUGAUGCAAGUGACAGCGAUGAGGAGGUGGUCAACCCGGUGGUGGCUCGCAAGGUCCGCAAGCAGCAAGGUGCAACUGCACUCAGCCAGCAGCUCCUGCAGACGCAUUUUGAGCGCUUCAACAUGGAUGGGAAGGGGGCUGGGGAGGGCUCGCUGCUGCAGGUGCUGAAGGAAGAAGGCUAUGGGCUAUCCAAGGCAGCCCUGGCCAGGGCGCUGCGGGAUGCCAGCUUGAGAUGGGGCAAGCUCACGCCGACGCAGGAGGAGGCACUCGGCCACUUCCAGGAGGUGAAGGAAGAGUACGGCGAGGAGGAAGCUGUGGGGGUCAUUGCUGGCAUGCUCAGCCUGACGCUUGAACAUGCUCGCAAGCGCCUGGCUGCGGCAAAGUUGCUCCGUUCUCGCGUGGACAAGCAGCCGGAGGGCUCUGGGCGGGCGGUGCAAACGGCACUCAGCAGGCACACCACCAAGAAGAGUCGCGGUGGCAAGGAGGGCCACAGCAGAGAGGAACGCCGCGGUGAUGAUGUGAGCCGCGGUGAUGAUGUGAGCCACGGCGGUGAGGCGAGCAGCAGCGGCGAGGCGAGCAGCAGCGAUGAGGAGGGCGGUGGUGAGGAGGGGAGCGGCGGUGAGGAGAGCAGCAGCGGUGAGGAGAGCAGCAGCAGUGAGGAGAGCCACGGCUGCAGCGAUGUCGAUGAGGACGCCCCAUGUAAGAAGUGCGGCGGCGCCGACGCGACCGUCUUUGACAUGGUAUUUUGCGAUGACUGCAACGACUGCUAUCACGUGAACUGCCAUGAACCCCCUCUCACGGCGGUGCCGAUGGGCCGCUGGAGCUGCAGCACAUGUGCACAGAAGCCCGUUGGCUGUGCGGGCGGCGGGUUGGGCGGGGGUGCCGAAGCACUGCAGCGCGCAGGCGGGCCCGGCGCGGACUUGGAGGUCGCAGCACUGGGCAGGGCGGAGACAGCUGCCGGCGCCACCGCGGCAGCGGACUGCAGCAGCACGGGUGGCGGUGACGGCGGGGCGCUAGCGCCGACAGGAAGCCCACCUCCAGGACUGGGCGGGCUGGCCGAAGCACUGCAGCGCGCAGGCGGGCCCGGCGCGGACUUGGAGGUCGCAGCACUGGGCAGGGCGGAGACAGCUGCCGGCGCCACCGCGGCAGCGGACUGCAGCAGCACGGGUGGCGGUGACGGCGGGGCGCUAGCGCCGACAGGAAGCCCACCUCCAGGACUGGGCGGGCUGGCCGAAGCACUGCAGCGCGCAGGCGGGCCCGGCGCGGACUUGGAGGUCGCAGCACUGGGCAGGGCGGAGACAGCUGCCGGCGCCACCGCGGCAGCGGACUGCAGCAGCACGGGUGGCGGUGACGGCGGGGCGCUAGCGCCGACAGCAAGCCCACCUCCAGGACUGGGCGGGCUGGCCGAAGCACUGCAGCGCGCAGGCGGGCCCGGCGCAGACUUGGAGGUCGCAGCACUGGGCAGGGCGGAGACAGCUGCCGGCGCCACCGCGGCAGCGGACUGCAGCAGCACGGGUGGCGGUGACGGCGGGGCGCUAGCGCCGACAGCAAGCCCACCUCCAGGACUGGGCGGGCUGGCCGAAGCACUGCAGCGCGCAGGCGGGCCCGGCGCAGACUUGGAGGUCGCAGCACUGGGCAGGGCGGAGACAGCUGCCGGCGCCACCGCGGCAGCGGACUGCAGCAGCACGGGUGGCGGUGACGGCGGGGCGCUAGCGCCGACAGCAAGCCCACCUCCAGGACUGGGCGGGCUGGCCGAAGCACUGCAGCGCGCAGGCGGGCCCGGCGCGGACUUGGAGGUCGCAGCACUGGGCAGGGCGGAGACAGCUGCCGGCGCCACCGCGGCAGCGGACUGCAGCAGCACGGGUGGCGGUGACGGCGGGGCGCUAGCGCCGACAGCAAGCCCACCGCCAGGACUGGGCGGGCUGGCCGAAGCACUGCAGCGCGCAGGCGGGCCCGGCGCAGACUUGGAGGUCGCAGCACUGGGCAGGGCGGAGACAGCUGCCGGCGCCACCGCGGCAGCGGACUGCAGCAGCACGGGUGGCGGUGACGGCGGGGCGCUAGCGCCGACAGCAAGCCCACCUCCAGGACUGGGCGGGCUGGCCGAAGCACUGCAGCGCGCAGGCGGGCCCGGCGCGGACUUGGAGGUCGCAGCACUGGGCAGGGCGGAGACAGCUGCCGGCGCCACCGCGGCAGCGGACUGCAGCAGCACGGGUGGCGGUGACGGCGGGGCGCUAGCGCCGACAGCAAGCCCACCGCCAGGACUGGGCGGGCUGGCCGGGGCACCGGUGCACAAUAAGCGCAUAGCAGUUGAUGAGCUGCCAAGACGUAAUAAGGGCGCAAAGCUGCAAAGCAUCCUUGAGAUGUUGAAGAAGUAGUUGACACGUGACACUGAGCAACCCGUUGACAUGUCUCAAGGAUAGUCCGUUCGGAUAGUUUUUACUGGCUGGAAACCAAUAUGAUAAGGAUACUUAUGCUAUGUAGGUGCCACCUGCUGAGUUUCAACUGAAUCGGAGGUGGUCAUUUUUGGAAGGUAGUGCUUCUGGGGGUCGUUUCGGCGGGGUUUGGGAGGUGUGAGAGGCGAGUCGCUCCAAACUGAAGGUCACCUGCUUGCGUUCAAACUCGAGAACAUGCAUUCUGAUACUAUUAGAUUUCAUAUUAGAUAUGCUGGCAGCACGUUUGGUGUCUAGAGACUUGGUCAGUCCAGCACAUGACAUGUCGGCACGCUCGGCACACUCGGCAUGAGAACGCUCAGUAGGUCAUCGUACUUCUGUACGCUGUAUAACGUAUGACCGGUAGCUGCAAUAAAGGAUUCAG
Molecule: messenger RNA, 3743 nt
Organism: Chlamydomonas reinhardtii
Lineage: Eukaryota; Viridiplantae; Chlorophyta; Chlorophyceae; Chlamydomonadales; Chlamydomonadaceae
Exons: 9
Coding region: 155-3304 (1049 amino acids)
Source: RefSeq, a predicted model, not a curated record